AUGUUAUUUGAUUCGAUAAUACAAUCAUAUGAAUCAUUUAGACCUGAUAGUUCACUUAAGAUUGAAAAGAAUGAUGUUGUCAACAUGGUAAAUCCAAAGUCACAUAAAUUUCCAAAUGCUUUUAUUAUUUACCGAAAAAUGACAAAGGACGGACCGAGGCUGAGGGAUCAAAAAUUAACAGUCUCCCAGGUCUCAUCGUUAGCGGGAAUGCUUUGGAAAAGUGAGGAUAACCAAGUUAAAGAACGUUAUCGAAAAUUAGCUCAAGAGGCUGAAAUAACAUAUAAACAGAAAGUCGGUUUACCUUUACAUAUGAUACAUUACGAUAGUGAGAGAGCCGCUUCCAAAUCAACAUUAAAUACCAUUAAACUAGAGGAACCUAAUUGUGGUAGCCCAGCUGUGAUCAAUCCCUCGAAUAAUUUAAAUAAUUCCAUCAGCGUCCAAAUAACCCCUAUUUCAGAAAGCCACGUUCCUAUUAAUGUUAAUUAUGAUAAUUCGAACAAUCAUUCAGAAUUCCAGCAAAAUUUUUAUUCUGAUACCAAUUUAGAAGGGAUAAAUUAUUCCUGA
Messenger RNA from Entrophospora sp. SA101, 564 nucleotides. The record is from the annotation of a GenBank genome assembly. NCBI's taxonomy places the organism in Eukaryota, Fungi, Glomeromycota, Glomeromycetes, Entrophosporales, Entrophosporaceae.